GCCGAGAGCAGCGCCGUUGGAAAGGCACGCCGAGGAGCGACACCAUGCUCGGGCUCGGGAGGGCUUCCGCGGGGCUCCUCGCCCUCUUCGGGGCAGGUGUUUGCCUCAGCCUGGUGGCCGUGGCCGCCUCGGAGCAGCAGAUUCCCUUGGCUGUUGUGAAACUCUGGGCCUCUGCAUUUGGUGGGGAGAUCAGAUCCAUCGCAGCGAAAUACUCAGGUUCCCAACUUCUGCAGAAGAAAUAUAAAGAAUAUGAGAAGGAUGUUACUGUAGAAGAAAUUGAUGGUCUUCAGCUUGUGAAGAAGCUGGCAAAAAAUAUGGAGGAGAUGUUUCACAAAAAGUCUGAAGCUGUACGGCGUCUUGUUGAAGCUGCAGAAGAUGCUCAUUUGAAACAUGAAUUUGAUGCUGAUUUACAGUAUGAAUAUUUCAAUGCUGUCCUCAUUAAUGAGCGGGAUGAAGAUGGGAACUUCUUAGAACUGGGGAAGGAAUUCAUCCUAGAACCGAAUGACCAUUUUAAUAACUUGCCUGUGAAUGUUACCCUGAGUGAUGUCCAAGUGCCAACCAACAUGUACAACAAAGAUCCUGCUAUUGUGAAUGGAGUCUUUUGGUCUGAAUCAUUAAACAAAGUGUUUGUUGACAACUUUGACCGUGACCCUUCCCUUAUAUGGCAAUAUUUUGGAAGUGCAAAGGGCUUUUUUAGGCAAUACCCAGGAAUUAAAUGGGAGCCAGACGAAAAUGGAGUCAUUGCAUUUGAUUGCAGAAAUCGAAAAUGGUAUAUCCAGGCAGCCACUUCUCCUAAAGAUGUAGUCAUUUUAGUGGAUGUCAGUGGCAGCAUGAAAGGACUCCGCCUGACAAUUGCAAAGCAGACUGUGUCGUCCAUUUUGGAUACUCUGGGAGAUGAUGAUUUUUUUAACAUAAUUGCUUACAAUGAAGAACUGCACUACGUAGAACCUUGCUUGAAUGGAACAUUAGUUCAAGCGGACAGAGCCAACAAAGAGCACUUCAGGGAGCACCUUGACAAACUUUUUGCAAAAGGAAUUGGAAUGUUGGAUAUAGCUUUAAUUGAAGCUUUCAACAUGCUCAGUGAUUUCAAUCAUACAGGACAAGGGAGUAUUUGCAGUCAAGCCAUAAUGCUGAUUACGGAUGGUGCUGUGGACACUUACGAUGCCAUUUUUGAAAAGUAUAAUUGGCCAGAUAGGAAGGUUCGCAUAUUCACCUACUUGAUAGGAAGAGAAGCUGCCUUUGCUGAUAACCUCAAGUGGAUGGCUUGUGCCAACAAAGGGUUUUUCACUCAGAUAUCUACUCUAGCCGAUGUUCAGGAAAACGUUAUGGAAUAUCUCCAUGUGCUUAGUCGACCCAAAGUGAUCGAUCAAGAGCACGACGUGGUAUGGACUGAAGCCUAUGUUGACAGCACUCUUCCUCAGGCUCAAAAGCUUGCAGACGAUCAGGGAUUGGUUUUGAUGACCACUGUUGCCAUGCCAGUAUUUAGUAAGCAAAAUGAGACUAGAUCGAAAGGCAUUCUUUUGGGAGUGGUGGGCACAGAUGUUCCAGUGAAAGAACUUCUAAAGACUAUUCCAAAAUACAAGUUAGGUAUUCAUGGAUAUGCAUUCGCAAUCACGAACAAUGGAUACAUUCUGACUCAUCCAGAACUCAGGCCUCUGUAUGAAGAAGUAAAAAAGCGAAGGAAGCCUAACUAUAGCAGCGUCGACCUUUCCGAGGUGGAGUGGGAAGACAGGGAUGAUGUGCUUCGAAAUGCAAUGGUGAAUCAGAAAACAGGAAAAUUCUCUAUGGAAGUGAAGAAAACAGUGGACAAAGGGAAGCGGGUGUUGGUGAUGACAAAUGACUACUAUUAUACAGACAUCAAGGGGACUCCUUUCAGUUUAGGUGUGGCUCUCUCUAGAGGACACGGCAAAUAUUUCUUCAGAGGAAACGUGACUAUAGAAGAAGGAUUGAAUGAUUUAGAACAGCCUGAUGUAUCUUUGGCAGAUGAAUGGUCAUAUUGCAACACAGACUUGCAUCCUGAGCACCGCCAAAUGACUCAGCUGAAGGCUAUUCAAAACUACCUCAUGGGGAAAGAGCCAUUGCUUCCUUGUGAUAAAGAAUUAAUACAGGAAGUACUGUUUGAUGCAGUGGUCAGCGCACCAAUAGAAGCUUAUUGGACCAGCCUUGCACUGAACAAAUCAGAAAAUUCAGACAAGGGAGUGGAAGUCGCCUUCCUUGGAACUCGGACGGGUCUUUCUCGUGUCAAUUUGUUUGUGGGACCGGAACAGCUAACUAAUCAAGACUUCUUGACAGCUGGAGACAAGGAGAAUAUUUUCAACGCUGAUCAUUUCCCGCUUUGGUACAGAAGAGCUGCAGAACAGAUACCAGGAAGCUUUGUCUACUCAAUCCCGUUCAGCACAGAAACAGCAAACAAAAGCAAUGUGGUAACAGCAAGUACUGCCAUUCAGCUUCUAGAUGACAGAAAAUCUCCAGUGGUAGCAGCUGUUGGUAUCCAGAUGAAACUUGAGUUUUUCCAGAGGAAAUUUUGGACUGCUAGUAGACAGUGUACAUCUCUGGAUGGGAGAUGCUCUAUCAGCUGUGAUGAUGAGAAUAUUAACUGUUACCUCAUUGAUAAUAAUGGAUUUAUACUAGUUUCAGAAGAUUACACACAGACUGGAAACUUCUUUGGUGAGGUUGAGGGUGCAGUGAUGAACAAAUUGCUCAUAAUGGGUUCUUUUAAAAGAAUUACUCUUUAUGACUACCAAGCCAUGUGCAAAACAACCAAAGAAAGUAGCGACAGCGCCCAUAGCUUACUGGAUCCUUAUAAAGCUUUCUUUGCUGCAAUAAAAUGGAUUGUGACUGAACUUGUCUUGUUUCUGGUGGAAUUUAAUCUAUGCAAUUGGUGGCAUUCAGAUCUAACAACAAAGGCUCAGAGAUUGAAACAAACCCUAGAGCCUUGUGACACCGAAUACCCAGCCUUUGUUUCUGAACGCACAAUCAAGGAGACCACAGGCAAUAUUGAUUGCGAGGAUUGUUUCAAGUCCUUCGUUAUCCAGCAAAUUCAAAACAGCAAUCUCUUCAUGGUGGUAGUAAGUAAUGAAUGUGACUGCGAGUCUGUUUUGCCAAUUACCAUGGAACCAAUAGAAAUAAGGUAUAAUGAAUCCCUAAAAUGUGAACGCUUAAAAUCCCACAAGAUUAGAAGACGUCCAGAGUCUUGCCAUGGAUUUCAUCCUGAGGAGAAUGCCAGAGAAUGUGGUGGCGUUUUAGGCCUGAGUGCUAAACCUACUCUUCUUGUGCUUCCUCUGCUUCUGGCCAUUUUCUCAAGGUGACACUGACUGAGAAGCAAUCACUUGGCAUGCUAAAACAAUACAUGGAUAAACUGUGAACUGAGAAAAGGUGCAACUUAGAAGACAUGAAACUAUAGUCAAAACAUCAGCAUUUCAUGAUUUUAAAUGGUGGGAUGAUAUAAACUCUCCAAAUUAUGUAAAAAAAAAGAGAGAGAGAAAGAGAGAGAGAUUUAUCUUUUUUUGGUGCAUCAUGCAAAGAUGGAUUUGCCAUACAAUAGUCACAAUUCAUCAAGAACAGGACUUCAGUAGAUAGAAACAGAUGGUCAUUAUUUUCUGCUUUGUUCCAUGGAAAACGGUUUAAAACUGUGUACUUUUUAAAUAAAGUAUAUUAAAAUCACAA
Lacerta agilis (Sand lizard) is the source of this 3666-nucleotide messenger RNA. RefSeq names its product calcium voltage-gated channel auxiliary subunit alpha2delta 3 (gene CACNA2D3). The transcript has 38 exons. Gene Ontology annotation, molecular function: voltage-gated calcium channel activity. The record is from RefSeq and is a predicted model, not a curated record. Gene Ontology annotation, cellular component: voltage-gated calcium channel complex. Lineage: Eukaryota; Metazoa; Chordata; Lepidosauria; Squamata; Lacertidae. Bases 45 to 3308 code for a protein of 1087 amino acids.